Molecule: messenger RNA, 2276 nt
Organism: Acanthoscelides obtectus
Lineage: Eukaryota; Metazoa; Arthropoda; Insecta; Coleoptera; Chrysomelidae
Source: the annotation of a GenBank genome assembly
GGAAUACUGAAAAGCCAUAUAAAUUCAUGGCGACGGACUAGUCCGCCUCUGUCUCAUUAUUGUUAGAGAACGGUGCUUUGCGACUACCAUCUCUAUUCGCUGUCACCAGCAUAAAUCUCAGGUCUCAGCUCAGGGUCUGUCUCACGGUGACUGCAACCUGCAACACUGGCACGUAUUUUUUAUCGGCAAAAUAAUGUCAGAAUUCAGAAUAGAACAUGCAUUGCAAAUCUUUUAUAAUUAGCCGGGUUUAAUUUUCUUAUAAGUCGUAAUAGUUUUUGCAUUCGUCUUGAUAUCAAAAUGUCUCGAUAUUGUACCAUAGCUAGAUACAAAUAUUACUUGGAUAAUGUGAAAAACGUUAAGGAAAUCUCAUCUAGGAAUAUUCUCCACAUCCAGGAUGUUAUUAAUUUAGGAAACUCGAACAGAAUGUACUCAUCUGGAGUUUGGAAUAAAAUAAUGAAAAGUUUGACCGAGGCAAGUAAACUGCAGAAGACAACAGAAGCUGUAAGUGCCUUUAGUAAAGAAACAGAGUCGCAGAAUGUUGCUAUUCAAAACCCAGAGAGUACAAGAGUUAGGCUAUUCAAAAAAGAAUUCCAAAAAGCAUGUUCAACAGUCCAAAAGAAACUUAUAAAUGGAAAAGGCAUUCUGUUAUGUUCAGCUAGUGUUGCUGCAGUGAACCCAGGAUCUAAAGAUAGCUUACCAGCAGAGUUAACUUCACAAGUAGCUAGCAAAUCACCAGAUGGAGUCCCAGUUGAGGCUAUACCAGAGCCUCCAGUUAUACCUGAAGCUGCAAAAUUUGUAUCAGGAUUGACCAACAAGUCACUAGAUGUAAUAUUGGUGGAGCCUAUAACAAAACCUCAUCAAGUAUCUCAAGCUGAAGUAUUAUCAGAAGCUACAAUCACAUCAGAUACUAUACAAGUAGAACUUAUACCUGAAAAUUCGCCCAAUUUACAAGCUGCGGAAAUAUUACCAGAUGAACCUACACCUGAACCUCCUCCCUCGUUAGAAGCUACUGAAUUACUGCAACAGGAAUAUAUAUCUGAAACUCCACAAACUUUGGAAGCUGCGAAACUUUUAUCAGAAAGUGAUAUCUCAUCGGAAGGAACCUCAGCAGAAACUAUAUCUGGAUCUUCCCCAGAAUUGGAAGCUGCUGGACUUCCACUCAAAAAUACUAGCGCAUUAGAUGGUACACCAUUGGAACCUAUACCUGAACCGCCUCCUAUAUUUGAAGGUGCUGGAGAAGUCAUUAAUCAAGUGAAUGCCCUUGGGGAACCCACACUAGCUUCCCUUGGACUAGGCGGUUAUACACCAGUAGGACUUGUCCAGAAUUGUUUGGAACACUUGCAUGCUGAUUUUGGUGUACCGUGGUGGGGAGCUAUUGUCAUUGGUACCUUUGUGAUUAGGAUAUGUUUAUUCCCGCUUGUAGUCAUAGCUCAAAGAAAUGCAGCAAAGAUGAAUAAUUGCUUACCUCAAAUGCAGGCUAUACAGAUGAAAUUGACAGAAGCAAGACAAACUGGUAAUGCUCUAGACGCGGCUAGGUAUACUCAGGAGUUGAUGCUCUUUAUGAAAGAGAAAAAUCUUAGUCCAUUCAAAAACAUGCUGGUUCCAUUGGCGCAGAUGCCAGUUUUCGUUUCUUUCUUCAUGGCUUUACGUCAAAUGUCUAAUGUACCGGUAGAAAGUUUGAGAACAGGAGGAUUAUGGUGGUUCACAGAUUUAACAUUACCCGAUCAGUACUUCAUUUUACCGUUAAUCACCAGUGCUACCUUAUUUGCUACCAUUGAGCUCGGCACUGACUCGGCAAAAUUAUCAUCCCAGAACAUGUUUCUGAUGAAAUACGUCCUGAGAGGCUUACCCAUCGUCAUUCUACCAUUCACGGUGAACUUCCCAGGCGCUAUACUUUGCUACUGGGUGUCAACGAAUUUCAUUUCUUUAGUACAAGUUGGUAUCCUAAGACUACCUAGGGUGAGGGAGUACUUCAACAUAGAACAAAUGAGCAGAUUCGAUCCCCAAGCAUUGCCAAUAAAACCAAAAGGUUUUAGGGAAGGACUGAAGGAAUCUUGGACCAAUAUAAAGAUAACAAAGGAACUCGAAGAUAGAAGGCGGUUGGAUGCAAUCCAGUUUUCGAGGGCAGGGAAGGGCCCCAUACAGAAAACAUAUAAGUAUGACCCUACAAAGGUCAAUGAACCUGGAAGCGCCGGCGCUGCACCAAUGAGUGCUAGAAAACCAUAGAGCUACUACGUAUUGUUAAGUUUAAUAAAUGUUUGUUUUUUGUACAAGUA